Messenger RNA from Pyrenophora tritici-repentis Pt-1C-BFP, 2079 nucleotides. Its product is annotated as CCL1, Cdk activating kinase (CAK)-RNA polymerase II. Gene Ontology annotation, cellular component: nucleus; cyclin/CDK positive transcription elongation factor complex. Gene Ontology annotation, biological process: positive regulation of DNA-templated transcription, elongation; regulation of transcription by RNA polymerase II. Gene Ontology annotation, molecular function: cyclin-dependent protein serine/threonine kinase activator activity. The record is from RefSeq and is a predicted model, not a curated record. NCBI's taxonomy places the organism in Eukaryota, Fungi, Ascomycota, Dothideomycetes, Pleosporales, Pleosporaceae.
AUGCCGCCGACGGCCUCCCCGUCGGAGCGCGACUCCGAGCGCGUUGGGCCACAUCCAUCGUACAUUGAGGUUGCGAAGCCGUACAUUCUGCAGUCGCGCAUGCAGAGAUGUCUCUCGGAUAUCAACAUGAGCGACGCCAAAGAGGAUGCCGUGCGUCUCCAAGGCGUCGCAUGGAUCGACCAAGUGCGACGCGCAUUACAGCUUCCUAUCCGCACCUUCAAUACCGCCGUCAUCUAUUACCACAAGUUCCGUCUGCUGCAUGCGGAUAACGAAUACAACUGGGCUGAUGCAGCGGCUGCCGCCUUAUUCACUGCAUGCAAAAUUGAGGAUACAUUGAAGAAGAGCAGAGAGAUCUUGUGUGCACACUGGAACCUCAAGGUCGGGCCUGGUGAGAGCUUGAGCAGCGAUGACCCACGCUUUGAAAACCACUCCAAGCUCAUCAUCGGGCUUGAACGUCUUAUGCUCGAGAGCGCCGGCUUUGACUUUCGCAACCGAUACCCCCAGAAACUCAUGGUCAAGCUUGCCAGGGCUCUGCGCUUUGACGCAAGCAACGAGGCCAAGACAAUCUGGAACCUGAGCAUCGAUUCGUACCGAACAUUUGCGCCGUUGAAGCAGUCUACACCGACCCUGGCUAUCGCGUGCGUGGAGCUUGCAGCGAGACUGCAUGGCAAGGACGCAACGCGGUUUGUGGACACAGGACCGGUUAGGUAUAGCAAGUGGGCGACAAGUCGGGCAGAGGUUAUGGAGACCCUCCUUGAUAUGCUGGAUCUGUAUACGCACCACCGCAGCGCGACUUCUGUCGGACCCUCGUAUACACUCGAGCAUUUCAUCAACAUUCGUAUUGGGCUUAACCAGGAAGCUUCGGCAGCUAACAUCCCGCGCUACUCACAGUAUGCGUUUGAGACGGCUUUGAGUGGGGAUAACACCGCCAAUGGCCUCAAGGCACGGAAUGGCAUCGACCCCACGAGCCCGCUCACGCCGGCCACUCCCGUCACACUCUCACCUGGUGUCGAUCAGCCACCCAAGUCUGCGAUAGGGAUCCGCGGUCAGAACGGCACCGUUAGGUUCAUGCUGGAUGCAGCACGCGCCCACGACGAACGCGCUGCGGUCGAAAAGUUCCACAAGGUCGAAGAAGAGGAGUACGAGGUUGAGGUUCCAAAUGACACCAGGGUAGAUGACCGGGAGAGGGAUAGAGCAAGGGUUGGAAGAACAUGGCUCCAGAAGAAAUGUAGCACAAACCGCCUCGACCCCGCUGGUCCAGACAUCUUGUCCGAUAAUCGACGACACCCAGAAGGCGGAGGCAAGGGUAAUUGCAGUCGUGCGAGGCCUAAUAAGAAAAUACGUCUUAAACAAAAGAUGGAACAGGAUGCUAGAGAGGAUGUUUCCCAGACACCCAGUCGUGCCCAUCGUGCGACUCCGCAUGCCCACAUGGAGUAUGAGCCCGCCACUUUUCAGUCUUACUAUCGUGCGGAAACUCGAUCACUAUCAGACUCUGUUCCUGCCCAAACCAAAGAUCGGGCUUCAUCCAAGUACGACAAAGCACGCAAGGAUACGGACUAUAGCGAAACCCCCAAGCAACCACCGAUUCGUCGCUUGAUCGACCGCAUAGUCUUUCCCUCGCCAACAAAAAAGAGGAAGCUAGAUACCAAGUCACAAGCACGUAGCAGCGAACCUUUGAGUAAACGACAUCAAACACGCGAAACAGGUCUCUCUGAGGCGGAUGGUCACCAGUGGAAGAAGGAGAGCAAGGGCAAGGACGAGAAGCGAGGUGGAGCCAGGGGAGGAGGCACUAUCUUACCCACAUUCGGUGUCUACGUCUUCCAUUUUGGAAGGGCGGCGGAUAUACCGGAGCUAUGCCCAAUACGGCAGAACCGCAUAAUGCACACUCGAUUUCGAAGCUUCCUCCGCGAAUUGGCCGCAUGUGAGAAUGACGCGGGGCCCUACCGUUCAGAAUUCGAGACGGAGCGGAGGCGCAAACGACCAUUUUGGACAUUUGACUUUGACAGUGAAGGGCGUCGCAAUGCAACUGCUUUGGGCGUUGGAGGCUACUUCGCGCCACCAGCAUGGGGCGUGCUUUAG